AAUGUGAUGUGAUGUAGCUCGUCCUCUUCAGGUUCGGCGGCCAGCCACAAUGCAACAAGGGAUGACCGCGGAGGAAAACGAGAAGGCGACACGGCAGAUCCUCCGGCCCUUCGUCCUCUCGGACGUGGACGACUUCAUGGUGUGGGCUUCCGACGACAAGGUGAGCAAAUUCUGCCGCUGGGACACCUACACUAACAAGGAUGGCCUCCUCAAGUACAUGAAGGAGACGGUGCUGCCCCACCCCUGGUUCCGCGCCAUCUGCGUCGGCGGCCGCCUCGUGGGGGCCAUCUCCGUCAUAUUGGGGUCCGGCAACGAUCGGUGCCGGGGCGAGCUCGGGUACGCGCUGGGGUCCGAGUACUGGGGGAAGGGGAUCGCGACGGCAAAGGUGAGGCUUGUGGUGGGCUCCAUAUUCAUGGAGGUGGAAGGUCUGGAGAGGGUGGAGGCCUUGGUGGACGUGACCAAGGAGGCAUCUCAGAGGGUGUUGGAGAAGGUUGGCUUUCGCAAGGAGGGAGUGCUCCGAAAGUAUACGAGUCUUAAAGGAAGUAGGAGGGAUAUGGUGAUGUAUAGCUUCAUAUCCACGGAACCCUUGGGUGGGUGAUCCAUGGUGGUGACAUUCAAUUUCCUACUAUAUUUUUUGAUGCACGCUUUAAUUUUGUCUAGCUUUGUUUUGGAUAAGAUAACCAAGUUUCCUUUUUUUUUGGUAAAGAAAUCAAUAAGGUUUUGAUGUAUUGGGUGAAAUUUGGCAAGCGACAUUUAACUCGGUCGCUAGCAAUUUUAGGCAAUGUUAUUUAUUACUUCUUUAGGUACCAGGCUUCCUCCG
This is a messenger RNA of Elaeis guineensis (African oil palm), 820 nucleotides long. The record is from RefSeq and is a predicted model, not a curated record. NCBI's taxonomy places the organism in Eukaryota, Viridiplantae, Streptophyta, Magnoliopsida, Arecales, Arecaceae.